GCCCCGCCGCUGUCCGCCUCUCCUCAGCCUAGCGCCGAGCCGCAGCCGGAUUCUUGGACUGCAAUGAAAAGUAGAGAAACUAGGAGUAUUUUUUAAAGUUGUCAUUAGAUUUUUUUCAUGGAGUUAUUGCUGCCUUUUGAGCUGCCAAAUGGGGCCUGUUGCCUGAUUAUUCUCUGGAAGCCUUUGCAAAUUCUGGAGGUAGACCUGGGGCUCCUUUGCAGUCUUCCAUUUACGGUGCCUUCCUCAGCCUCCCCAGACUUCCUCAAGCAUUAAUUUAAGGGAGGUACAGUAAUUGUUAGGAAACUGCAAAGAAAGUGAACAAUACUAAUACUGCGCCUGUGGCAGUUUGUUGUAUUGUGGAACCUAUUGUCUGUGUUGAGAAGAUUGCAGAAGCAGGAGAAGAUUCGGUCACUGAGAGGCAUCCUUCAAGCAGCUGGAAAAUAUUACAGAAGGAACACCUCCCAAAUUUUACUUCAAGCUCUGAAAAAAGCACACAGGGGAAGCUUAGUCUUGCUUUGGAUGGAAACAAAUGCUUUCGGAGCGAUGAACUGGGACUUUGUGUGCGGACUUCUGGCUUGAUCUUGAUAGGAUUGAGUGUAUGUUGUUGGAACUGGCAGGCCGAGAGGCCCUGAAACCAGCAGGUGCCAUCUAUAUGGAGAAAAGCGGCUGUAGUCCAUUUCCAAUGUGUUGGGCUAAAGAAUAUGACAGAUACCUAGCAUCUAGCAAAAUAAUGGCAGCUGCUUACCUUGACCCAAACUUGAAUCAUACACCGAAUUCAAGUGCUAAGACUCACCUGGGUACUGGCAUGGAACGUUCCCCUGGUGCGAUGGAGCGAGUAUUAAAGGUCUUUCAUUAUUUUGAAAGCAAUAGUGAGCCAACCACCUGGGCCAGUAUUAUCAGGCAUGGAGAUGCAACUGAUGUCAGGGGCAUCAUUCAGAAGAUAGUGGACAGUCACAAAGUAAAGCACGUGGCCUGCUAUGGAUUCCGCCUCAGUCACCUGCGGUCAGAGGAGGUUCACUGGCUUCAUGUGGACAUGGGUGUCUCCAGUGUGAGGGAGAAGUAUGAGCUCGCCCACCCACCAGAGGAGUGGAAAUAUGAACUGAGAAUUCGUUAUUUGCCAAAAGGAUUUCUAAACCAGUUUACUGAAGACAAACCAACUCUGAAUUUCUUCUAUCAACAGGUGAAGAGUGACUACAUGUUAGAGAUUGCUGAUCAAGUGGACCAGGAAAUUGCUCUGAAGUUGGGUUGUCUUGAGAUAAGACGAUCAUACUGGGAGAUGCGGGGCAAUGCACUAGAAAAGAAGUCCAACUAUGAAGUAUUAGAAAAAGAUGUUGGUUUAAAGCGAUUUUUUCCUAAGAGUUUACUGGAUUCUGUCAAGGCCAAAACACUAAGAAAACUGAUCCAGCAAACAUUUAGACAGUUUGCCAACCUUAAUAGAGAAGAAAGUAUUCUGAAAUUCUUUGAAAUCCUCUCUCCAGUGUAUAGAUUUGACAAAGAAUGCUUCAAAUGUGCCCUUGGGUCAAGCUGGAUUAUUUCAGUGGAACUGGCUAUCGGCCCUGAAGAAGGCAUCAGUUACCUAACAGACAAAGGAUGCAAUCCCACCCAUUUGGCCGACUUCAACCAAGUACAGACCAUUCAGUAUUCAAACAGCGAAGACAAAGACAGAAAAGGAAUGCUGCAGCUCAAAAUAGCAGGUGCACCUGAGCCUCUGACAGUGACAGCACCGUCCCUAACCAUAGCGGAGAACAUGGCUGACCUGAUAGACGGAUACUGUCGACUGGUGAAUGGAGCCACGCAGUCCUUUAUCAUCAGACCUCAGAAAGAAGGCGAACGGGCUUUGCCAUCAAUUCCCAAGUUGGCCAACAGCGAAAAGCAGGGUGUCCGAACACAUGCUGUCUCCGUGUCAGGAGUCAGUCACUGCCAACAUAAAGUUAAGAAAGCUAGGCGCUUUCUCCCUUUGGUCUUCUGUUCCCAUGAACAACCUCCUACCGAUGAAAUUAGUGGGGACGAGACAGAUGAUUAUGCUGAGAUUAUAGAUGAAGAAGAUACGUACACCAUGCCCUCAAAAAGCUAUGGAAUAGAUGAAGCGAGGGAUUAUGAGAUUCAAAGAGAAAGAAUAGAACUUGGACGAUGUAUUGGAGAAGGCCAAUUUGGUGAUGUACAUCAGGGCGUAUAUAUGAGUCCAGAGAAUCCAGCUUUGGCAGUUGCAAUUAAAACAUGUAAAAACUGUACUUCGGACAGCGUGAGAGAGAAAUUCCUUCAAGAAGCCUUAACAAUGCGGCAGUUUGACCAUCCUCAUAUUGUGAAGCUGAUUGGAGUCAUCACAGAGAAUCCUGUCUGGAUAAUAAUGGAGCUAUGCACACUGGGAGAGCUGAGGUCAUUUUUACAAGUGAGGAAAUACAGCCUGGAUCUGGCAUCUCUGAUCCUGUAUGCCUAUCAGCUUAGUACAGCACUUGCAUAUCUGGAGAGCAAAAGAUUUGUACACAGGGACAUUGCUGCUCGGAAUGUCCUGGUGUCCUCAAAUGAUUGUGUAAAGUUGGGAGACUUUGGGUUAUCCCGAUACAUGGAAGACAGUACUUACUACAAAGCUUCCAAAGGAAAAUUGCCUAUUAAAUGGAUGGCUCCAGAGUCAAUCAAUUUUCGACGUUUUACCUCAGCUAGUGAUGUAUGGAUGUUUGGUGUAUGUAUGUGGGAGAUACUGAUGCAUGGUGUGAAGCCUUUUCAAGGAGUGAAGAACAAUGAUGUGAUCGGUCGAAUUGAAAAUGGGGAAAGAUUACCAAUGCCUCCAAAUUGUCCUCCUACCCUCUACAGCCUUAUGACGAAAUGCUGGGCCUAUGACCCCAGCAGACGGCCCAGGUUUACUGAACUUAAAGCUCAGCUCAGCACAAUCCUGGAGGAAGAGAAGGCCCAGCAAGAAGAACGGAUGAGGAUGGAGUCGAGAAGACAGGCCACUGUGUCCUGGGACUCUGGAGGAUCUGACGAAGCACCGCCCAAGCCCAGCAGACCUGGUUAUCCUAGUCCGAGGUCCAGUGAAGGAUUUUAUCCCAGUCCACAGCACAUGGUUCAGACCAAUCAUUACCAGGUCUCUGGCUACCCUGGUUCACAUGGAAUCACAGCUAUGGCUGGCAGCAUCUACCCAGGUCAGGCAUCUCUCUUGGACCAGACAGAGACAUGGAAUCAUAGAUCUCAAGAGACACCUAUGUGGCAGCCCAACGUGGAGGACUCAGCAGCCUUGGACCUGCGCGGGAUUGGUCAGGUAUUACCAACCCACCUGAUGGAAGAGCGGCUGAUCCGACAGCAGCAGGAAAUGGAGGAAGAUCAGCGCUGGCUGGAAAAAGAGGAGAGAUUUCUGAAACCUGAUGUGAGGCUCUCUCGAGGCAGCAUCGACAGGGAGGAUGGGAGUCUUCAGGGUCCGACUGGAAACCAACACAUCUACCAGCCUGUGGGUAAACCAGAUCCUGCAGCUCCACCAAAGAAACCACCACGCCCUGGAGCCCCUGGUCAUCUAGGCAGCCUUGCCAGCCUCAGCAGCCCUGGGGACAGCUACAAUGAGGGUGUCAAGCCGUGGAGGCUUCAGCCCCAGGAAAUCAGCCCCCCUCCUACUGCCAACUUGGACCGAUCCAAUGACAAGGUGUAUGAGAACGUGACAGGCCUGGUGAAAGCUGUCAUCGAGAUGUCCAGUAAAAUCCAGCCAGCUCCACCAGAGGAGUACGUUCCUAUGGUGAAGGAAGUUGGUUUGGCCCUGCGGACGUUAUUGGCCACCGUGGAUGAGACCAUUCCUGUCCUCCCAGCCAGCACGCACCGAGAGAUUGAGAUGGCACAGAAGCUGCUGAAUUCUGACUUGGGAGAGCUCAUCAACAAGAUGAAGUUGGCCCAGCAGUACGUCAUGACCAGCCUGCAGCAGGAGUACAAGAAGCAGAUGCUGACCGCUGCUCAUGCCCUGGCUGUGGAUGCCAAAAACCUGCUUGAUGUCAUUGACCAAGCAAGACUAAAAAUGCUUGGGCAGACAAGACCACACUGAGCAGCCCAAGGAGCGUGUCUUUGUACCCAUUGGAAAUGUUCUCUAGCCUUCCACCAGCAGUGAGGAAUUAACCCGUGUCCUCGGUCGCCAGCACUACAGCUCCAACUGAAUGACAGCUGGUUGAAAAUCUCUCUCAUACAAGUUUUGAUUUGGGUUCAUUUUCGUUCUCUUAAAAUCAUGAUGUUCAGAAAAGUCCAGGAUCCAAAAUGACAUUUUUCUAAGAAUGAAAAUUGUCCAUUAAGUUAAGCUUUUAAAAGACCAGGCAUGAUGGUGCAUCCGUAGUCCCAGCUACUGAGAAGGCUGAGGUAGAGGAAUUGAAAGUUGAAGUCCAGCCUGCUCAGAGACUGUCUCAAAAUGGAAAGAAAAAUAAACUUUUUUUAAAAGAAGCUUAUCAUGAAGAACAGUUGGUGUUAGCACUGGGGUGUGUUUUAAUGGAAAUGGCCUGGGGCCGUGCUAAUUCCUGACCUACCUUCGCUGCAUAUUGGAAGAAGAGAGCAUGUGUGAAGAAUCCCAGGAAACUGAAGAGGCAGAGAAUUGUUUUCCUGCCAUAGAGUUACCCAGACUGGGGCUUUUGUUUGUUAGAACACCCUUCCAUUGCAAUAUGCUAAUCCCAUUUACAAAGAAAGAAUAUAAAGCUAUAUUUUGAAGACUCAAGUUGUUUCAGAAAAAAAACUAUCACCCUUUCUGUCUCUCCUGACCUUUACUUUCUCGUGGAUAUCGAAAUACUGGGUUGGGAACUAGCUGUAGGACACAACUAAAACUCUUGUCUUUUUCACCAGAAUAAUGUGCCAGUUUUUUGUAGCAAUGUAAUUUCUCUUGGAAGCAGAAAUGCUUUGUACCAGAUCACCUCCAGACUGCAUUGAGCAGAACCAUCCCUGUUUUCCAUUUUUAUAUAAUUUAUAAAGAAAGAUUAAAGCCAUGUUGACUAUUUUACAGCCACUGGAGCUAACUAACCCUUCAUUGUGUCUGUCUUCCCAGGAGAGAAUUAAGAGGAACAGAGGGAUUUGGUUCUCUAGAUGUCCAUCCAUUCUGUUAGAUAAUUUUGAAAAAUACACCCUCCCUUUAGUUUGUUGGGGGAUAUAAAUUAUUCUCAGGAAGAAUAUAAUGAACUGUACAGUUACUUUGACCUAUUAAAAAGGUGUUAUCAGUAA
This is a messenger RNA of Chinchilla lanigera (long-tailed chinchilla), 5172 nucleotides long. It is a transcript of the gene Ptk2, whose product is annotated as protein tyrosine kinase 2. Gene Ontology annotation, cellular component: cytoskeleton; focal adhesion. Gene Ontology annotation, biological process: protein phosphorylation; signal complex assembly. The record is from RefSeq and is a predicted model, not a curated record. Lineage: Eukaryota; Metazoa; Chordata; Mammalia; Rodentia; Chinchillidae. Gene Ontology annotation, molecular function: protein tyrosine kinase activity; ATP binding.